GAAGACCCACAAUUUAGGGUUUUUCCUGAUAGGUGUUAGGAAAUUUGAACCUAAAGACCAAAACUGUUUAUUAUCUCUUUGGCUUUGCCGGCGACAAAGACUUGCUUCUAAAGAUGAAAGAACAAAUGGAAAACACUUUUCAAACGUAUUGUCAAGUUUUCAUUUUUAUAGGUAACAAUUACGCAAUACUUUCUCAAUACAGAGCUCCCAAUUCUGCGUCCAUUCAAUUUGAUUGACCUCAAAACCAAGCAAGAACCAAACCGUUGAGUAGGUCAAACGUCGCUGACCAUCAAAUUCUUGGUGGGUCUAGUUUAGAUUUUGGUUGUUCGAUUGCCUGCAGUUGAAGAACAUGAUGCUGUGCGAUGAAUUUUGGUUCUAAAUUUUUUGGAUUAUUCGGUAUGGUUACGGCAGCUCCAACAAUAAAGCACGAGCAGAUGAUUGAGGUCGACCUUCCUAAGGAGCAUAUCGUAGCUUCAGUGGCAGAGGAUCGAGAAGCAACUUGUUGGGGUUGUGGGCUGCGUCUCUUGCUUCCAUCAGGUGGACCUGUUUUCAAGUGUGGUUGGUGUGGAGCCAUAACAAAUCGAAGUGCACAGAAGCAGGAAGACAAGUCCUUAAAGUGGAGGUGGUUACGUGACCGUGGUUUUGUUUGUGUCCUACUUGUAUUCAUACUUUUUGUGAUAUGUGGUGGUGUAUGGGCCGUAUAUCCUGUUGUUUUCUCAAUUAAUCAAUUUUGUGGAAUUUUCCACUCCACUGUGACCUUGGUUUUUGCUGUAUCCACCCUUUCUUCAUUCACUCUCACUGCAUUUAGAUCUCCUGGAGCACCUCCAAAUGUCCUAUGGGGCAGCUAUCCAGCUGUAGAGAAGGGUGACCUUGAAAACUAUACCUUCUGUCACUACUGCUUGAAGCCAAAGUCACCUAGAACACACCAUUGCCGCUCCUGUGGUAUGUGUGUUUUGGACAUGGACCACCAUUGCCCAUUUAUAGGGAAUUGUGUUGGUGCAGGAAAUCACAAACACUUCAUUCUGUUCCUCAUUUCAGCUAUUGUGAGUACAAUAUAUGUUUCAAUCAUGGCUGUAUACUCGGUUCUGCAUAUGUGGCCACCGUUAUCAAUCCACGAGUUCGUGCAUCUGAAUGGUUCUGGAAGCAUGCUCGGUUGGAAUCUUUUAAAGGAUAUCAUUCAUGCUGUUCUAAGCUCCACAACGCUACUGUCUAUCAGAGGGUUCACCCUUAUUUAUCUCUUUAUCUCAAGUUUCUCAGUUCAAAUUGGAUUGAUCGUACUUCUAUGCCAACAACUAUGGUAUAUUUACGAGGGGAAAACUUAUUUGAGCCACUUGAGCUCACAGGGUGAUGAUGGAGAGAAGGAUUGCCGAAAUCUUCUCCGCUUCUUUGGUUGCCCAUCAGUUUCUUUCUAUUGGCAUUUGCCAAUUUUUCGGAGGUCAAAAAAAAGACACGAGAAGUGAACAUAAUUCUUGUAAUGGUAAUCACUGCAUCCCAUGUUUGAUCAUCAUAAAGAUCACAUGUUGCAUUUUUUGGGCAUAUCUUUCUGACUCUUUUUUCAUAGUUGCCGAAAACUUGUGGUAGAAAAAGGCAUUUGAAUUGAUUCCAUAGAGGAAUGCUUAUGGAAGGAAAUUAUUGAAAGUAUUAUAGAAGUGAGAAUUCCUCGGUGUGAUGAUA
Molecule: messenger RNA, 1674 nt
Organism: Cucumis sativus (cucumber)
Lineage: Eukaryota; Viridiplantae; Streptophyta; Magnoliopsida; Cucurbitales; Cucurbitaceae
Product: protein S-acyltransferase 11
Exons: 4
Coding region: 363-1460 (365 amino acids)
Molecular function (GO): palmitoyltransferase activity
Source: RefSeq, a predicted model, not a curated record